GAGCGCGUCAGCCUCCUAUAUAUAGAAGCAAGCUCCAUCAGACUUUGUUAAUUUGGUGUAUUUUAUUGUGGUUAUUUUAGAGGGGACUGUUCUGGCUUAAGGUACAUUGGUGUCGUUGGGCAGUUUGUUUGUUAAGCUUUAAGAAGGAAUGAAGUCCUGAAUUGGUGCCUUAUGCUGCUUGGGUACACUUAAGAAAAUUAGACAGUGAGAUUAUGUGCUUAGAAUAUGGAUAUGUCUAGAGGAGGGGAUGUCUUCUAGCUCUACAGGUUUUUUGUUUGUUUGUUUUGUGGUAAUCUACUUGUUGAAAGGAGUGGAAAUGAUUGUGAUGGUCUCAAAAGAAGCCAAAACAAAAAGUGGUGAUCCAGUUCCCAAGAUUGAAUUCACAGAGGAGGAGGUCAAGACCUGGGGGACAGUAUACCAAGAGCUUAACAAGUUUUACCCAGCUCAUGCCUGCAGAGAGUACCUUAAACACUUGCCCUUGCUCAAAUACUGUGGGUACAGGGAGAACAAUAUUCCCCAGCUGGAAGAUGUGUCCCUCUUCCUGAAAGAGCGCGCAGGUUUCACCAUCCGUCUUGUGGAU
Molecule: messenger RNA, 580 nt
Organism: Anas platyrhynchos (mallard)
Lineage: Eukaryota; Metazoa; Chordata; Aves; Anseriformes; Anatidae
Source: RefSeq, a predicted model, not a curated record